Saprolegnia parasitica CBS 223.65 is the source of this 804-nucleotide messenger RNA. RefSeq names its product TKL protein kinase. Gene Ontology annotation, biological process: protein phosphorylation. NCBI's taxonomy places the organism in Eukaryota, Oomycota, Saprolegniomycetes, Saprolegniales, Saprolegniaceae. The transcript has a single exon. Bases 1 to 804 code for a protein of 267 amino acids. The record is from RefSeq and is a predicted model, not a curated record. Gene Ontology annotation, molecular function: protein kinase activity; ATP binding.
AUGAAGACCGAGGUGGGGCACUGGCUCGGCCGGCCUGUGCUGCUCAAGUCGGUCGACACGACAAGGUCCGACGACGAGCAAGCGCGCAUGCGGCAGAGGCUCACGGCCGAGAUCCAGUCGAUGGCGCGCAUGGACACCCAACAUGUACAGUUUCUCGGGUUUUACAUCACGCCGAAUCGGGACGUGUGCUGCAUCACGGAGUUUGCCGAGGGCGGGACGCUCCGCCACCUCCUCGACAACCGUAACGUCUUGGAGCGGCUCACGUGGGGCCUCGAGAAGAUCGCACUGGCCAUUGACAUCGCAUCGGCGCUGGCUGCCAUGCACGCGCUAAAGCCCGCACUCAUCCAUCGCAACGUCAAGGCGUCCAAAGUACUCCUCACGUCCGAGAAGAUUGCCAAGCUCAGCGGCUUUGGCGUCGCGCGCGAAAAGAGCUUCGAGUACGACAUGGCGAGCGGUGUUAGCGAUCUGCAGUGGUCGGCGCCCGAGCUGCUCUUGGACGGCGAAGACUACAACGAGCAAGUGGAUGUCUAUGCGUUUGGGGUGCUCUUGACUGAGCUCGAUACGGGUGCGAUUCCGUUUGCGACGGAAAUGGCGUUAAUGCAGAAGGAGGAGCUCCGAGCCAAGAUCACGGCCGGCGUCAUUCGACCGAAAUUAUCGUCAAUGUGCCCGCUUGUGAUUCGGAACAUUGUGGCGCAGUGUCUCCAGCAAGACCCGCGCCUGCGCCCACGCAGCGACAAGAUGCUUGCCAUGCUCCAAGACGCACAGAUUGUCCUCGAAAAUGAGGGCGGAAAUGACAUACCGUAA